This is a messenger RNA of Anopheles coustani, 1236 nucleotides long. It is a transcript of the gene Wdr92, whose product is annotated as dynein axonemal assembly factor 10. The transcript is spliced from 2 exons. NCBI's taxonomy places the organism in Eukaryota, Metazoa, Arthropoda, Insecta, Diptera, Culicidae. Bases 104 to 1213 code for a protein of 369 amino acids. Gene Ontology annotation, molecular function: ubiquitin binding. The record is from RefSeq and is a predicted model, not a curated record.
AAGGUUACCGGCGGUAGUUACCAAGUUUUCCAGAUUGUUCACACUUCACACGAGUUAAUUGUAGCAUGUUAGCACACCAAUUGCUACCAUUCGGCACACAACAAUGGAUUCCGUUCAAAUGAUAUCGCACAUCGAAAAAUCGCUCGCAUAUUCCGUGUACGACGUCAAAUGGAUACCUUGCACCGCCAAGUUCGUCGUUAUCGGUUCGAAGCCGAAAGGGACGGGCGCGCUUCAAAUCUACGAACUCAAUCGUGGCACGCUGGAUCUGGUCAAGGAUACCGAGAAGGACAAAUCGUUAAAGUGCUGCUCGUUUGGGGCAUCGAAACUGCGCACUGAACAUCUUGCCCUUGGCGAUUUCACCGGCAAACUAUCCGUGUACGAUCUCGAGCGCCUCGACGCACCGAUUUACGAAGUAUCCGCCCACGAUGGCAUCAUCAACUCGUUGGACGCAAUAGGGGGAUCGACGGUUAACUGUGGAGCCCCGGAAAUAGUGACCGGGGGCCGGGAUGGGUCGGUGAAAGUUUGGGAUCCACGCCAGCCGACGGAUCCGGUAGCACACAUUAGCCCGGCAAGUAUGGAACCCUCCGAAAGGCGCGACUGCUGGGCCGUUGGCUUUGGCGAUUCGUACAAUGCGCUCGAACGACUCGUCUGCUCUGGGUAUGACAAUGGUGAUUUAAAACUGGUCGACUUGCGCAAUCUAAAGCUACGCUGGGAAACGAAUGUAAAGAACGGAAUAUGCUCGCUCGAGUUUGACCGAAAGGACAUCCGCAUGAACAAGCUGGCAGUCAGUACGCUUGAAGGCGGCCUUCACGUGUACGAUAUGCGUACGCAGCACUCUCAGAAGGGAUUUGCCUCGGUAAGGGAGAAAACGGUUGGCCAGGCGCUUGGUACAAACGGUGUCAUCAGUGGAGGGAAAUCAACCGUCUGGACGGUGAAGCAUCUUCCACAAAACCGAGACAUCUUCGUCACGGGCGGAGGAUCGGGAAAUGUGCGCAUUUGGCUCUACCAUUACCCGGAGAAACGAACCAAAAGUUUAGCGGAUGGAGAAGAACAGGGAGUUGCUGGUACGUUGGAAAUGCUGCACGCAACGACACUUUCCACCCAACCUGUUCACACGUUCGACUGGAGCCCGGAUCGAGUCGGUUUAGCCGUAUGUGGAUCGUUUGAUCAGACGGUGCGUGUUUUGAUUAGUACUAAUUUGAAUCUACAUUAAAAAUAAAUCUUCCUGUGUGAAGC